Molecule: messenger RNA, 2962 nt
Organism: Serinus canaria (Common canary)
Lineage: Eukaryota; Metazoa; Chordata; Aves; Passeriformes; Fringillidae
Gene: IYD
Product: iodotyrosine deiodinase
Exons: 5
Coding region: 100-975 (291 amino acids)
Molecular function (GO): oxidoreductase activity
Source: RefSeq, a predicted model, not a curated record
CUUGAAUCCACCCCUUUUUACUGACUGCUUUGCUGCUCUUCCCUCUCCUUUUCAUGAGAAACUACUGAACGUGGAAGAAAGGCUCCACACUCCAUAGUCAUGGCACUCUUUUCUUCCCUCACACCAGUAUUUAUAGCCAUCAUAUGUGUUUUGAUUGGGGUAAUAAUGAAGAAGACAAAUGGAGAGAAGGAAAAAUGUGACACUAAAAGCAAGCAUCCAUCUCGCCCAUUGGUGGAUGAAGAUUUAAAAGAUGGCACUGACCAUCCCUUAGAAGAAGAAGAGGGUGAGGAAGAGUGGCAAGGACUUGAAGAAAAUGUUGCCCAUGUCCCCUUCACUAGCGAGCGCUACUCUGAGGCUGAAAUGAUUAAGAGGUCACAGACAUUCUAUGAGCUUCUAAAUAAGAGGCGAUCUGUCAGGUUUCUCAGUGAUGAGCCAGUCCCCAGGGAGGUUAUUGAUAAUGUCAUCAGAACAGCAGGUACUUCACCCAGUGGAGCACACACUGAGCCCUGGACCUUUGUGGUAGUGCAAGAUCCGUAUUUAAAACAUAAGAUUCGUGAAAUUGUAGAAGAAGAAGAGGAAAUCAACUACAAAAAAAGGAUGGGAGACAGAUGGGUUAAUGACCUGAAAAGAUUGAGAACAAAUUGGAUCAAAGAGUACUUGGACACUGCUCCGUAUCUGAUCCUCAUUUUCAAGCAGGUAUAUGGGCGGCUUCCAAAUGGCAAAAAGAAGACCCACUACUACAAUGAAAUCAGUGUUUCCAUUGCCUGUGGUAUCCUGCUUGCUGCACUGCAGAACGCGGGUCUGUGCACGGUGACCUCCACACCGCUGAACUGCGGCCCCCAGCUCCGGGUGCUGCUCCAGCGGCCAGCGAACGAGAAGCUCCUGUUGCUGCUCCCUGUUGGCUAUCCCAAGAAGGAUGCCACUGUGCCUGCGCUGACUCGGAAGCCUCUGGAAGACAUCAUGGUGGUGAUGUGAGCCCAGUGCCAGGGGAAGGGGAGCAACCCUGCUGACAGCUGAAGUUGUCACUGCUGUUUCUGUGCAUCGUCCCCCUAUGUCGCUGUGGCUCCGGCUGUUUACACCUCUAUUUCUUUUUGUGCUAGUAAUCUACUAACAGCAGUGGGCAGUCAAGCACUGUGCAUUGGACAGCUGCUGUUACCUGUCUGACCAGGGUGUUGUUCCAGGGGAUAUGUACCAUGGCAUUUAAAUGAUCUCAUCACUUGAUUUUUCUGAUGCAUUUUGGGGACGGACCUCUUCUUGAACUGGAAGAAAUAUUUUCUUUAUACUUUUGUGAUUGCCAUUAUACAGUUUUUUUAAGAAUUUUAAUGAAGGUUGUAUUAAAAGAUAGAAAGAAGUCAAGCUGAGCUAUCUUAUCUUGGCCAGUGUGUGCUGUUUAAAUGUCACUUCCCCUUUACUGUGUUUACUGUGUAUAGAAAGAUGGUAUUUUUCUUCUAUAUGGUAGGAUUUCUCUGCUUGAUUGAUUCUCAGAAACUUUCUUAAACUAUUGCAGCUACGAGUGUCUCAGGUUGUGGGAAAUUUAGUAGGAACACGGCAUACAAAUAAUUUUCUUGUUACCAUUUAUUUGUACGUGUUCCAGGCACAGUUAGAUCAUGUGGUAGCUAUCAGUCGUGCCCCUGGAGGGAACUGCAAUUCUGGUUAUCCUGUUUAUACCUACAACUACACCAGCUUAACACCCUGAAAGCGAGACUGCUUUAGACACCCUGACACGCGGGAGGUGCUUGCACGUCAACCCCAAUCCGGGAUUCGGGAGCGGCGCGCUGGAAGGGCUGGCGCUGCCGAUGCCGGGCGGGCAGAGCCCCCUCGUGGGGCCGCCGCUCCGCCAGCAGCGAGAGGGGAAAGGCUGGAAGAGACGCGUCCUUCCUGCAGGCUCUCCGUCCUGGGAAAUACUUCCGCACCCUCAUCUCUGCUGCAUCCAACGCCAGGCACUUUCAGCCAAAUUGGCUUCAGCCGUCCUUGAGGGAUGAGAUUCUGGAGAGCAGAGCCGCGGAAAGGGACCUGGAGGUCCUGGUCGAUGGCAAGGUGAACAGGAAGCAGCAGUGCCCUGGCAGCCAGGAGAGCCACCCAUGCCCUGGGGGCAUCAGGCUCAGCAUGGCCAGCCAGGCAAGGGAGGGGAUUGUCCUGCUCUGCUCUGCACUGGGGCGGGCUCACCUCCAGUGCUGGGGGCAGUUUUGGAUGUCACAGUACAAGACAUAAAAUUGUUAGGGAGUGUCCAAAGGAGGAGCAAUGAAGACGGUGAAGGAAGGACCUGAGGGAAUGGCCUGAAGUUGUGUCAGGGAGGUUUAGGAUGGUACUAGAAAGGGGUUCUUCACCCAGAGGGUGGCUGGGCACUGGAACAGGCUCCCCAGGGAAGUGGCCACAGCACCAGCCUGACAGAGUUCAAGAAGCAUUUGGACUGUGCUCUUGGACACUCGGUGUGACUCUUGGGGGUGGUGCUGUGCUGGGCCAGAAGCUGCACUCGAUGAUGCUUGGGGAUCCCUUCUAAUUCAGCAUAUUCUGUGUUCUGAGUUAACUCCCUCCUUAUCUGAAAUCUAACCUGUUCUAGUUGAAGGCUCAGCAGGGGGACUGAAAAUAUAGGAUCCUUAAGGUUCCUUUGAAUUCAAACCAUUCUAUGAUUCUACAAGUCAAAUCCCAUUUACCAUCACUUGUCAGCUAAGAAAGUAGAGGGGAUAAAGUUUUGCAGGGGUCCAGAUUUUGGCCAUGUCAAUGCCUCUGUCACCUACUGGGAAAAACUGUUUUCUUCUUUGACAGACCAUUUUGCUGGUAUUUAGGAGAUAUGGCAAUGUCUUCUUGUGUUGUACUAGCCUGUUUCAUGCUCUCAGUGGUACAGCUAUGGCAGCUAUGGAAGCUUCUUGUGCAGGCCUAGUCUGAGAUCAGCUCUUGUAACUACAGUCAAACAAAAUCUAAAAAGAAAAAGAAAAAAAGAAAAAAGAAAAAAAAAAAGAAA